UGUCUGGCAGACGAAACCGCUGGUUGUGGAGGGUUCGAGCUCUCUUUUCGGUCCAGGUUCAGACGGAAGACCGAAAUAAAAAGACAACAGCUCCUCUUCAACGGGACUGGCGAUGGAUAACAAUAAACGGACGGUGGUUGUUACAGGAUUUGGGCCAUUUGGAGAACACACAGUAAAUGCCAGCUGGGUUGCUGUACAGGAACUAAAGAAGCUUGGACUCGGAAGUGAGGUGGACUUGCAUGUGUCAGAGGUUCCUGUAGAGUAUCAAACAGUCCAGAGUUUGGUUCCUUCACUAUGGAAGCAGUAUCAUCCACUGUUGGUUGUUCACGUUGGAGUCUCAGGUAUGGCCACCACGGUCACGCUGGAGAAGUGUGGCAGAAAUCAUGGCUAUAAGGGCCUGGACAACAGCAGCUUCUGUCCCGACUCGCAGUGUUGCAUUGUGGGAGGCCCAGACUGUAUCGACUCAGUUAUUGACAUGGAAUCAGUCUGUAAGAGAGUGACCGCCUCCGGUCUGGGAGUAGCUGUGUCCGUCUCCAAGGAUGCUGGGAGGUAUCUCUGUGAUUUCACCUACUACACCUCUCUGUACCUGAGCCACGGUCGCUCUGCCUUCAUUCACGUGCCUCCUCUUGGAAAGCCUUACAGUGGGGAGGACCUGGGCCGAGCACUGAAGGCCAUUGUCCAGGAGAUGCUGGAGCUUCUGGACCAGGCCGAGGAGAAGAUCCACUGCCAGCAGCACUUCCACUAAGUGACCUCCAGGUGCCAACCAGCCUCUCCAGCCUUCACCACACAGGAGAAAUUGCACUUAACCACAAGUAGCCAAACCUCUUCUUCUUUGUAUUGGACAGAGAAAGCUUCCUUGUUUAUAAUCUGUCCAGCAUUUGUUUGUCUUUUUUUUUUUUCUUUUUUUGCUUUGCUUGAUUAUUAUGGUCUAAUGUCUCCCAAUGGUGUGAAAAUAAUUAGAAGGUUACAUGAAAAGCCACAUUGAAAUGUAACAUUUUGUCCCACUUAAGAGGAAGAUAAAAUAAUCUGACCUAUUCAGUAAAAGUAUGUGAAAAAUGUAAUGCAAAGAAAAUGGGAUAUUACAACCUAUAAUCCAUAAUGUGGCUCGUAUAAAAGCACCUUCUAGAGGGUAGGGGUUUUGAAAUAGUUACAGAAGUCACAUUUGGACAUUAAGACCCUGCAGUUCUUAUCUCAGCAUAUUUCAUCAAAUUUUUUAAUGUUUCUCAGUCAGAUUGUCUUUAAUGGGACAGAUGUUUUCAUCCAAAGGUUAAUAACUAAUUGAUGUACAUGAUACAUUAUGUUUUUAGUAGAAAUGCUUGGCAGUGAACUGUGUUUGCUCAUUUAUUUUUGCUUUUUAUCUACUUUCUAACUGUGCUUUUUCACAUUUGAUGUUGAGUUGUUUCUUUGGUCCUUUUUCUUUAUAAGAAGUUGUAAAUUUGCCUUCUUUUACAAAGGUGAUUUAAAUCAGGGAACGGGUUGGUUCCAGCUCAUAUUUCCCCACUGUUUGUCAGGCCCAACUCUGACAGAAGACAAAUCCCCACAACUGAGAUCUGACCCCAGGAUGUGCAAUGUUAUUUUACAGAUCUCAGAUUCAGUAAUUUGAAGUUGGCAGAAAUCUAUGACGGCUGGCUGUUGACUUAUUUUUAGAUUGCAGUUUGUCCUGUUCUUUUUCAAAAUUGUGUGGCUGUUAAUAUUCUUGUGAAAAUAUACAAUACAGUUAACUAAGCCUAACUUUAGAAAAGAUUUUUCUGAAACUAUCUCAAAACACUAUGAAAACCCCACAUUUUCUUUAAAGAGCUUCAGCAUUUUGAGCUCAAUUUCAAAAUCCCACUAUUUGUCCUAUUUUGUGUAUCCUUUUUGCUGACAAAAGCUUUCUGUAGUUCUCCUCAUCGAAUCAAAUCCAGCUGCUUAUUUUACCUGAAAAUUUGAUUUUAUGAAGUUGAGCUCUCAGUUCAGUCAGAGUUGGGCCAGGACUUUUAUUUAUGUAGCACUUUCCUUUUUCAUUUAACUUUAUCUGGAAUAUUAACAACAUUUUAUUCCAUGAAAAAUACAUAGAAUUUCUUUUUAAUUUUAUUUUCAGUCACUUUAAAUUGAAAUAUGUAGCUUUCAAGGCAUGCAUGCCUCCAUUUUUGGUCCCCAAUGACUAUAUUAUGGAUGUGAAAUAUGCUCUAUAUUUAGUUAUGCUUUUUGUCUCUGACCUUUGGUUUUAUCUGACCUGUUGAACAAACUGCAGAUAACUCCACAGACAUUUUAGUUUAAAAAGGUCUCCAAAAACUGUCAAAGCAAAGUAGGAAGCAAAAUACUUUGCAGCAAAGGUAACCGACCUAUUAUUUAUGUUUUAACUGAGUCUUUGAUGUACCAGUGUCUCUAUUUCUAGCAGAAAAUGUCUUUUAUUGCAGUUUUUGUACCACAAAGUAGCAUCAUUGAGCACCAAGCAGGGAGUGUUUAAAAUGUAUUUCAACAUUUGUCUUUCAACUGGCAUGAUGGUUAAGUGGUUUUAAAAACCUCUUUUGAAAUUGUUGGAACAAUGGGCAGGUUUAAUUUUGAUUUUGGGUUUGCAGUUGUUGGUAUUUUAACUGUGUGGCUUUGUGAGGGAAAGGGUUGUGGUAGAGCUACCCCCUCAAAGAAGCCUGCUAAUAAAAGUGAAAGCCUCAAAUUUACAUAUGAGGUGACCACUGAUCCUGACACUUUCCUGUGCCUUGUUGUAUUUUAAGAGUGUUUGAAAAAGGCCUUAAAAUUGCUCAGCAGUUCAGUUCAAAUGUUAUUGAUGCUGUCCUGUCAAAUCUGUGGCUACCUCAAUUUUUUUUCUUUUCCAUUUUUUAAUCUUGGUGUGUGCUCUGUGUUACAAUAACAUUAUUGGUCUGUGAAUUUGUGGAUUUGUAAAUCUGCUAAAAGAUGUCCUCUACUGACCUAAACAAAGCACUGUAACAAAAAAAGGUUAUCUUGGCUUUGUAGAAGGAAAGGCUUUGAAAUAAAGAGAAUUAAAUGAU
This is a messenger RNA of Cheilinus undulatus (humphead wrasse), 2990 nucleotides long. RefSeq names its product pyroglutamyl-peptidase 1-like. The record is from RefSeq and is a predicted model, not a curated record. The coding region runs from base 113 to 745 and encodes 210 amino acids. Gene Ontology annotation, cellular component: cytosol. Gene Ontology annotation, molecular function: pyroglutamyl-peptidase activity. Gene Ontology annotation, biological process: proteolysis. Lineage: Eukaryota; Metazoa; Chordata; Actinopteri; Labriformes; Labridae. The transcript has 5 exons.